Messenger RNA from Salvia hispanica, 4996 nucleotides. RefSeq names its product calponin-like domain protein. NCBI's taxonomy places the organism in Eukaryota, Viridiplantae, Streptophyta, Magnoliopsida, Lamiales, Lamiaceae. The record is from RefSeq and is a predicted model, not a curated record.
CACCUUCUUCACACCGCCAAACCCAUCAAUCAAUUCACAUUUCCUCCAUUUUCACACACAUUCACACACCGCCACUGCGAAAUCGCUCUCUCCGCCGGCCGCCGCCGCUCUCCGUGUGUGUGCGCGCGUGCAAUCAUCGUAUGUGUUUGAGGAGAGGAGGACGCAAUCACACAUCGAGCUGUGUGUGUAAUUUAUACUGAAAUCCGAAUUCGGAAUUCAGUCGGCAUUGGAUCGUGAUCUGCGCGAUCGGGUUGUCAAAUCGGAUCUGGAUUCUCCGCGCCGGGAUCGCACAUUCCGCAAAAAUAAUGGCCGAAACGGAGGUUUCAAAUGUGGCGUCUAAAAUGGUUGCAAUUGAGGAGAUAUGUGGGUUGGACAUGAGCUCUAACCAGGAUCUACUCAAGCCCGACAGCAACGGUAACAACCACCAUGACCAAGCCAAUGAUCUGGAUCACUCAUAUAUUUUCGUUACUGGGUCUGAUGGCCUCCCUGAUGAUACUCUCGAUGACAAGGGUGUGGCUGUUGGGGGUUCUAUUGUUCCGCCUCCACCUGAGGAUUCCCAAUAUAAAAAAGUUGGUGAAUUUUGUGAGGAAGCUCCACACCUGAUUGAGGGGGAGAAUGGGGAAGUUGAGCCGAGCAACGGCCACUCUCACCUAGUAAAUUAUAUUACCUGCAAUCAUGAGAGUUCCCAUGAGAAUGGACAGGGGGUCCAAGUUUCUGUUACUGACUCUGUGGAGGUGAAUGCUAAUAAGAGUGAAAGUUUGUUGGAAGCUGAAGUUGAACUUGUGGAUUCAGAUGGAAUAAGUGAAAGCUUGGCAAAAGCUGAGGGGUUCCACGUUUCUGUUGCUGAUCCUGAGGAGGUGCAUACUGGGGAACCUGGAAGUGUGGCAGAAGCUACUGUUAAGCAAGUUGAGGAUUCAAUUUCAAACGGAAAAUCUGAAAGCAUGCCGGAAGCUGAGGUAGAGAAGGCUUUUGAUCAAAAUGGAGGAGUUGAGGCUGUGGAAGAAGGCAAACAAGAGAAUGUUGAUGGUGUAAAAAUAGCAGAGUACUCUCCUUGUCUUGUUGAGAAUCAGGAAACUCAAGUUGGGGCUUUAGAGUUGGUAGCAGAAGUAGAAGAUAAUGGAGAAUCACGUACCAAUUUUUCGAACAUCAAUGGUUCCCAUAGUCCCGAUGAUGGUGAAAAUCAAAGUAACACAAGUGUAACUGAGGCAUUGGUACAACAAAGCUCUCAAGACAUGGUUGUGGAUGAAGAUAAGCAUGAUUUGCAAAAUGUUACUAUGGAGGCUGAGAAUGAUGCAAAACCGACCUCAGAAGCUGCAGAACAUGAAGUUCCUACAUCAACUUCCCUGGGUUUGGAUUCAGAACCGUUUUCAGUUCAUAAUAUGGACAAGAUCCUUGAGGAGGAGGCGAAGACAGACUUGAGCUCGGAUAUACUUGAAAAUCAACAGGGUGAUGACUCUGGGUUUAGCAACAUUGCUCAAGAUAUGGUGGGAGAAACAGAUGAUCUAAAACCUGUUGUGAGUAGUACUGAUUCUCAUGUGCAAACUACUCAUGACUUGGUUCUAGAAGAAAACAACGAGGACUUGCCUGUACCUGAAGUUGAUAAUGGCGCACAAUGUCAUGAAGAAUCACAGGAACUCCCGGCUGUAUGCAAUGCUGAUUCUCAAAUGCUAACCACUUGUGACUUGGUUUUAGAUGAAAAAAGUGAAGAAUCAUCUGUGUCCGAAGUUGAAAAUGUGGCUAAAUGUGAUGAGAAAUCAGAGGAAGAACCUGUGGUGAGCAGCACUGCUUCUCAAGUGCCAAAUAGUCGGGACAUGGUUUUAGAAAAAAAAAAUGAAUACUCAUCUGUGUCUGAAGUUGAAGAUGGUAUUCAAUAUCAUGAAGAAUCUCAAGCACAGCCUGUGUUGAGUAGUUCUGGUUCUCAAGUGCUAACUACUCGUGACUUGGUUUUGGAAGAAAAAAACGAAGUCUCAUCUGUAUCUGAAGUUGAAGAUGGUAUUCAAUGUCAUGAAGAAUCUCAGGAGCUACCUGUGGUGAGUAGUUCUGAUUCUCAUGAUGAAACUACUAGUGACUUGGUUUUAGAAGUAAAGAAAGAUGAUUUGCCUGUAUCUGUAUCUGAAGUUGAAGAUGGUAUUCAAUUUCAUGAAGAAUCUCAGGAGCAACCUGUGGUGAGUAGCUCUGAUUCUCAUGAUGAAACUGCUAGUGACUUGGUUUUAGAUGGAAAGGAAGACGACUUGUCUGUAUAUGUAUCUGAAGUUGACAGUGGUGCUCAAAAUACCAAAGGAUCUCAGGAACAACCUGAUGUUUCUGGAGUAUCUGAUGAUACUUUGCCAGCUGAAACCUCAACUGAGGUUUCUGUCCAAACUGAAUGCUAUCCAACAGCAGAUGUUCAUGCACCUCAAAGUGAACUUGAAGUUUCUGAUGUUGCAGAAAUUGGAAAAUUCUCUUCUCCUUCAGUUGUUGGUCUAGAAUCACAAAUCGUUGAGCAAGUAGUUCCUGCUCAUGACAGUGGGAUAAGGUGUACUGUAGAGGAGGCAAGCUCAGGAUCUGACGGUGUGCUUGACAUGGUGGGUCCAGAAAAGGAAAUAGCAUUUGAAGGCGGUGAGGCCCAUUCUGAAUCUACAGUCUCAAGUGGGAAAUCAGAAGUUGGAGAUAGCUCACCAGAAACACUUGAUGUGAAAUUGGAACCUGAUGCUCAUGUUCCUGACUUUUCUGCCAUUAACAGUGGCGAAAAGAUUGAUGAUGUGACUGUCUCUUGUAGAACAGAUGAUUCUGAUAGCAGCAAUGCUCGUGUAGUGGACCUUGAGUUGGAGGUAGAUGGUGUUGAAGAUGUGGCAGAUCAACUGGCAGGUGCUCCAGAGAACCUGCUGGUGCAAGAGAAAGAGAACACUGAGAAUUCUCAGAACGAAGAGACCUCAGUGUCUUCAGCAGGGGUGUCCACUACAAGUACUACUGAUGUAGAAGACAAAAGUAUCAAGGCUAAAACAAAGCCAUUCAACUUUCUGAUUAGGACUCCAAGAUUUGAUGAUGAAAGUCUUAGAGAACAAAUCAGACUUGCAAAGAUACAAGUUGAUGAGACGACAAGACUCAGGGAUGCUGUUCAACUUCAAAUCCAAGAGAAAAGACAGGCCAACACUCAGAUUCAUGGUAUCGAUUAUGAGUAUGCCAAGAGUGAAGGCAGGAAUGCUCGAAAGUUGGUCAGGUCAAAGCGCACAGAAAUAGAUUCUCUUCAGUCUGUGAUCAACAAGGCAAAGAAUGCAUUAUCUAUUGAGGAUAUUGAUAAACAGAUACAUAAUAUGGAACAUAUGAUACAACAUGAGACUCUUCCCUUGAAGGAAGAAAAACAAUUUAUUCGUGAAAUCAAGCAACUGAAACAACUUCGUGAACAAUUGUCUUCUAACAUGGGUAGCCAAGAUGAAAUCAAGAAGGCUCUUGAGCAGAGAGAGGAGACUGAAGAGCGCUUAAAGAUUCUAAGGAAAGAGCUUGAUGUUCUAAAGAGUAGAGUUGUAAAGGCUGAAGCAACUGCUGUGGAAGCUGGCAAAAAAUAUGAUGAUGAAAACAGGAAGGUUAAGGAACUCCAAGCUCAGUUUAGGGCUGCCAAUGAUGUCCGACAAGAAGCCUAUGCUCAGUGGCAGGAUUUGAGAAAAGAACUCACAAAAAAGAGCAAAUACUUCUUCAAGUACAAGGAUGCUGCUGCUGUUGCCAGCAAUUAUGCAUAUAGCAGGGAUACAGAAGCACUUUACCUCUUGUGCAUGAAUCAGGUUGAAAGUUUUAUGGAGCUGUGGAAUACGAACCCUGAGUUCCGUAGCGACUACGCCAAGUUCAAUGCAAGGAGUAAUGUCCGGAGAUUCGGGACUUUGGACUGUCGUUCACUUGGACCUGACGAGGUACCACCUGUCGUACCCAGUUAUGCUAAUGAGAGAGGUAACAAGAGGGUGGUGGUGUCAACGCCAGCCAAGGUUGAUCUAGCGCCACAAGUUCCAACUACGGAGCUAAAUCAGAAAAUACCUACUGAGAAAAUGACCGUAGAUACUAAAUCAAUCAAGAAAGCGACGGAACCCAAGAACCAGAAAGUAGUAAACGCGCCUGCUGUCACUGUACAAGAAAACGGGCCAGAUACUCAUACUGUAAGCCACCUUGUCGAUGAGGAGCCGGUCAAAUCUAGGGAGGAGAUUGAGUUGAUAAGGAAAGCGGAAGAACUGAGAAGAGAGGAAGACGCAGCAAAGCUGAAAGAGCAACGCCGCCUGGAGGCACUUGCAAAGGCCAAUGAGGCACGCGAAAGGAAGAAGCGGCAAGCAGAGAAGAUGCAGCAAAGAGCCGAACUGAAGACACAGAAGGAGGCAGAACAGAGAGAAAAGGAGAGAGAGAAGAGACUGAGAAAGAAGGAAAGGAAGAAGGCUGUAGGAACAGACGCUAACGAUAUCACCACCAACAACAACUGUGAAACAGCGGCAAGCUCUGAAAGCGCCGCUGAGAAUAAUAGCAAGGACGUAGAUGUGAAGGAGACGACUACUGCAACGACCAAAAAGGCUCAAAAGCCUUGGCUGGCUGCGAAGCACAGCAAGGGAAAAUCCAUCCCGCCACCUCUUCGAAACAGGAACAAGAAGAAACUACAGCAGUGGAUGUGGGUGGGCAUCACAAGCAUUAUUAUUUUAGUUCUUUUCUGGCUGGGAAACAUGGGUAUGUUCUCCAACGUCGCUCUCAAGCGCCGAGCCCCCGUUUACUAACUUUCUUUCGCCUCAGCCGAGCCGGAUAUAAUCACGGGUUUUUCGAUACAUAUAGAGCCGGAUUCACAUAAUUUCAUCCCCUAUUCGGAUCAACCAUCUUUAUUUAGCUUAUAGUUAUGGAAUAUCUCUGAGUUUUAUAGUUUAUAUACAAGACAGGUUGAUAGUGAGAGGUUUUCUUGAUUUGUAUGGAACAUAAACAUUUUAAUGGUGGUGUUGUUCGGAAAAUGCCACUGGGUAUACUAUGAUACGAUUGGUUCACUUUCUUUUCUCAA